This is a messenger RNA of Chlorocebus sabaeus (green monkey), 10032 nucleotides long. RefSeq names its product thyroid hormone receptor interactor 11 (gene TRIP11). Gene Ontology annotation, molecular function: small GTPase binding. The record is from RefSeq and is a predicted model, not a curated record. Gene Ontology annotation, cellular component: Golgi apparatus. Gene Ontology annotation, biological process: endoplasmic reticulum to Golgi vesicle-mediated transport; Golgi organization. NCBI's taxonomy places the organism in Eukaryota, Metazoa, Chordata, Mammalia, Primates, Cercopithecidae.
GAUCCACUGCAGCUUACCGAGCGAGUGUCAUGGCGGCCGGCGUCGAGUUGGCAGGAGUAGCCCACGAAACUGGGGAAACUCACUAGAGCUGAGGAAGAAGUGGCCCAAUCUGGACGGUGGGAAUAAGCAGAAGGCCCUCCGCGGGUGACUGUGUCACUAGAGGCAGGCCCCUGGUAAAAUUCCAGACCAGGCCUCUGCGUUGCUAGGCAGAACCUGGAGCCGGCCUUGCUUGAGAACCCCGCUUUGUGUUAUCAUAUCCUGUCUCGCGAAGGCAGGCGUUCAAGGAUAUUUGGUCAGAUCGUCCGACGGCGCUAAACCUUUUUUUUUUUUUCUCCCCCCCCCCCCGAACGGACCAGGUCGUUCUCUAAACUCGCUGCGAUGUCGUCCUGGCUUGGGGGCCUCGGCUCCGGAUUGGGCCAGUCUCUGGGUCAUGUCGGGGGCAGCCUGGCUUCCCUCACUGGCCAGAUUUCAAACUUUACAAAGGAUAUGCUGAUGGAGGGCACGGAGGAAGUGGAAGCAGAAUUGCCUGAUUCUAGAACAAAGGAAAUUGAAGCCAUUCAUGCAAUCUUGAGAUCAGAGAAUGAAAGGCUUAAGAAACUUUGUACUGAUCUAGAAGAGAAACAUGAAGCAUCAGAGAUUCAAAUAAAGCAACAGUCUUCAAGUUAUCGAAAUCAACUGCAACAAAAAGAGGUAGAAAUCAGCCAUCUUAAAGCCAGACAGAUUGCACUCCAGGAUCAGUUGCUGAAACUGCAGUCAGCUGCUCAGUCAGUACCUUCAGGAGCUGGUGGUGUACCAGCAACCACUGCAUCGUCUUCAUUCGCUUACGGGAUUAGUCAUCAUCCUUCAGCUUUCCAUGACGAUGACAUGGACUUUGGUGAUAUAAUUUCGUCCCAACAAGAAAUAAACCGACUCUCAAAUGAAGUUUCAAGACUUGAGUCUGAAGUUGGCCAUUGGAGGCACAUUGCCCAGAUUUCCAAAGCACAAGGAACACAUAACUCUGAUCAAAGUGAAAUAUGUAAACUACAAAAUAUUAUUAAGGAACUAAAACAGAACCGAAGUCAGGAAAUUGAUGACCAUCAACAUGAAAUGUCAGUACUGCAGAAUGCACACCAACAGAAAUUGACAGAAAUAAGUCGACGACAUCGAGAAGAAUUAAGUGACUAUGAAGAACGAAUUGAAGAACUUGAAAAUCUGUUACAACAAGGUGGCUCUGGAGUUGUAGAAACUGAUAUCUCUAAAAUUUAUGAGAUGCAAAAAACUAUUCAAGUUCUACAAACAGAAAAAGUGGAGUCUACCAAAAAAAUGGAAGAACUUGAGGAUAAAAUAAAAGAUAUAAGUAAAAAAUUAUCUUCUGCAGAAAAUGACAGAGAUACUUUGAGGAGAGAACAAGAACAGCUAAAUGUGGAAAAGAGACAAAUAAUGGAAGAAUGUGAAAACUUAAAAUUGGAAUGUAGUAAAUUGCAGCCUUCUGCUGUGAAGCAAAGGGAUACCGUGACAGAAAAGGAAAGAAUUCUUGCCCAGAGUGCAUCAGUGGAAGAAGUGUUCAGACUACAACAAGCACUGUCUGAUGCCGAAAACGAAAUAAUGAGAUUGAGUAGUUUAAACCAGGAUAACAGUCUUGCUGAAGACAAUCUGAAACUUAAAAUGCAUAUCGAAGUUUUAGAAAAAGAGAAGUCAUUGCUGAGUCAAGAAAAGGAAGAACUUCAGAUGUCACUUUUAAAAUUGAACAAUGAAUAUGAAGUAAUUAAAAGUACAGCUACAAGAGACAUAAGUUUGGAUUCAGAAUUACAUGACUUAAGACUUAAUUUGGAGGCAAAGGAACAAGAACUCAAUCAGAGUAUUAGUGAAAAGGAAACACUGAUAGCUGAGAUAGAAGAAUUGGACAGACAGAAUCAAGAAGCUACAAAGCACAUGAUUUUGAUAAAAGAUCAGCUAUCAAAGCAACAAAAUGAAGUAGAUAGCAUCAUCAGUAAACUGAAACAAGAUCUAAAUGAUGAAAAAAAGAGAGCUCAUCAACUUGAAGAUGAUAAAAUGGACAUUACUAAAGAGUUAGAUGUACAGAAAGAAAAGCUACUUCAAAGUGAAGUGGCCCUAAAUGAUUUACAUUUAACCAAGCAGAAACUUGAGGACAAAGUAGAAAAUUUAGUAGAUCAGCUAAAUAAAUCACAAGAAAGUAAUGUAAGCAUCCAGAAGGAGAAUUUAGAACUUAAGGAGCGUAUUAGACAAAAUGAGGAGGAGCUUUCUAGAAUAAGAAAUGAGUUAACUCAGUCUCUAAAUCAAGAAGACUCUGAUAGUAAUUUUAAGGAUACCUUACUUAAAGAAAGAGAAGCUGAAUUUAGAAACUUAAAGCAAAAUCUUUCAGAAUUAGAACAGCUCAAUGAAAAUUUAAAGAAAGUUGCUUUUGAUGUCAAAAUGGAGAAUGAAAAGUUAGUUUUAGCAUGUGAAGAUGUGAGGCAUCAGUUAGAAGAAUCUCUUGCUGGUAACAAGCAGCUUUCUCUGGAAAAAAAUACUAUUGUGGAGACUCUAAAAAUGGAAAAAGGAGAGAUAGAAGCAGAAUUGUGUCGGGCUAAAAAGAGGCUAUUGGAAGAAGCAAACAAGUAUGAGAAAACCAUUGAAGAACUGUCAAAUGCAUGUAAUUUGAAUACCUCUCCCUUACAGCUGGAGCAUGAGCAUUUAAUUAAACUCAAUCAAAAGAAAGACAUGGAAAUAGCAGAACUCAAAAAGAAUAUUGAACAAAUGGAUACUGACCAUAAAGAAACUAAGGACAUUUUGUCAUCUAGUUUAGAAGAGCAGAGGCAGUUGGCACAACUUAUAAAGGAGAAAGAAAUUUUUAUUGAAAAGCUUAAAGAAAGAAGUUCAAAGCUGCAGGAGGAAUUGGAUAAAUAUUCUCAGGCCUUACGAAAAAAUGAAAUUUUAAGACAGACCAUAGAGGAAAAGGACCGAAGUCUUGGAUCCAUGAAAGAAGAAAAUAAUCAUCUGCAAGAAGAAUUGGAACGACUCAGGGAACAGCAGAGUCGAACCGCACCUGUGACUGACCCUAAAACCCUUGAUAGUGUUGCUGAACUAGCAUCUGAGGUGUCUCAACUGAACAUGAUCAAGGAUAAUCUUGAAGAGGAAAUUAAACAUCAUCAAAAGAUAAUUGAAGAUCAAAACCAGAGUAAGAUGCAACUACUUCAGUCUUUACAAGAGCAAAAGAAGGAAAUGGAUGAGUUUAGAUACCAGCAUGAGCAAAUGAACGCCACACACACCCAGCUCUUUUUAGAGAAAGAUGAGGAAAUUAAGAGUUUGCAAAAAACAAUCGAACAAAUCAAAACCCAGUUACAUGAAGAAAGACAGGACAUUCAAACAGAUAACUCUGAUAUUUUUCAAGAAACAAAAGUUCAGAGCCUUAAUAUAGAAAACGGAAGUGAAAAGCAUGAUUUAUCUAAAGCUGAAACGGAAAGAUUAGUGAAAGGAAUAAAGGAGCGAGAACUGGAGAUUAAACUUCUAAAUGAAAAGAAUAUAUCGUUAACUAAACAGAUUGAUCAGUUAUCCAAAGAUGAAGUUGGUAAACUAACUCAGAUUAUUCAGCAGAAAGACUUGGAGAUACAAGCUCUUCAUGCUAGAAUUUCUUCAACUUCCUAUACUCAAGAUGUUGUUUACCUUCAACAGCAACUGCAGGCUUAUGCUAUGGAAAGAGAAAAGGUAUUCGCUGUUUUGAAUGAGAAGACUAGGGAAAAUAGCCAUUUAAAAACAGAAUAUCACAAAAUGAUGGAUAUCAUUGCUGCCAAGGAAGCAGCUCUCAUCAAACUGCAAGAUGAAAAUAAAAAAUUGUCUACUAGAUUUGAAAGUAGUGGCCAAGAUAUGUUUAGAGAAACUAUUCAGAAUUUAUCACGUAUCAUUCGAGAAAAAGACAUUGAAAUAGAUGCUCUAAGUCAGAAAUGUCAGACUUUAUUGGCAGUUUUACAGACAUCCAGCACUGGUAAUGAGGCUGGAGGUGUUAAUAGUAAUCAAUUUGAGGAGCUUCUACAGGAACGUGACAAGUUAAAACAGCAAGUAAAGAAAAUGGAAGAGUGGAAGCAGCAGGUAAUGACCACGGUACAAAAUAUGCAACACGAGUCAGCCCAGCUUCAGGAAGAACUUCACCAACUUCAGGCACAGGUUUUGGUUGACAGUGAUAAUAAUUCUAAAUUACAAGUGGACUAUACUGGCCUGAUCCAAAGUUAUGAGCAGAAUGAAACCAAACUCAAAAAUUUUGGGCAGGAAUUAGCACAAGUUCAGCACAGCAUUGGGCAGCUUUGCAAUACCAAGGAUCUUCUUUUAGGAAAACUUGAUAUUAUUUCACCCCAGCUGUCUUCUGCAUCAUUGCUUACUCCCCAAUCUGCACAGUCUCUUAGAGCAAGUAAGUCUGAUGUAUUGAGUCAAUCUUCUGAAUUGCUUCAGCAAGAGGUAGAAGAGCUAAGAAAAUCACUACAGGAAAAAGAUGCAACAAUUAGAACUCUCCAGGAAAAUAAUCACAGAUUGUCUGAUUCGAUUGCUGCCACCUCAGAGCUAGAAAGAAAAGAACACGAACAAACCGAUUCAGAAAUCAAGCACCUAAAGGAGAAACAAGAUGUUUUACAAAAGUUACUUAAGGAAAAAGACCUCUUAAUCAAAGCCAAAAGUGAUCAACUACUUUCUUCCAAUGAAAAUUUCACUAACAAAGUAAAUGAAAAUGAACUUUUGAGGCAGGCAGUAACAAACCUGAAGGAGAGAAUAUUAAUUCUAGAGAUGGACAUUGGCAAACUAAAAGGAGAAAAUGAAAAAAUAGUGGAAACAUCCAAGGGAAAGGAAACAGAAUAUCAAGCAUUACAAGAGACUAACAUGAAGUUUUCUAUGAUGCUGCGAGAAAAAGAGUUUGAGUGCCACUCAAUGAAGGAGAAGGCUCUUGCUUUUGAACAGCUAUUGAAAGAGAAAGAACAGGGCAAGGCUGGAGAGUUAAAUCAGCUUUUAAACGCAGUUAAAUCAAUGCAGGAGAAGACAGUUGUGUUUCAACAGGAGAGAGACCAAGUCAUGUUGGCCCUGAAACAAAAACAAAUGGAAAAUAUUGCCCUACAGAAUGAGGUUCAACGUUUACGUGACAAAGAAUUUCGGUCAAACCAGGAGCUAGAGAGAUUGCGUAAUCAUCUUUUAGAAUCAGAAGAUUCUUAUACCCGUGAAGCUUUGGCUGCAGAAGAUAGAGAGGCUAAACUAAGAAAGAAAGUCACAGUAUUGGAGGAAAAGCUAGUUUCAUCCUCUAAUGCGAUGGAAAAUGCAAGCCAUCAAGCCAGUGUGCAGGUAGAGUCAUUGCAAGAACAAUUGAAUGUAGUCUCCAAGCAAAGGGAUGAAACUGCGCUGCAGCUUUCUGUCUCUCAGGAACAAGUAAAGCAGUAUGCUCUGUCACUGGCCAACCUGCAGAUGGUACUAGAGCAUUUCCAACAAGAGGAAAAAGCUAUGUAUUCUGCUGAACUCGAAAAGCAAAAACAGCUUAUAGCUGAAUGGAAGAAAAAGGCAGAAAAUCUGGAAGGAAAAGUGAUAUCAUUACAGGAACGUUUGGAUGAAGCAAAUGCUGCAUUGGAUUCAGCAUCAAGACUUACAGAACAGUUAGAUGUAAAAGAAGAACAAAUCGAAGAACUUAAAAAACAAAAUGAGCUCCGACAAGAAAUGCUGGAUGAUGUACAAAAGAAAUUGAUGAACUUAGCAAACAGCUCAGAAGGAAAAGUGGACAAAGUCCUAAUGAGAAACCUCUUCAUUGGUCAUUUCCACACACCGAAAAAUCAGCGUCAUGAAGUGUUACGGUUGAUGGGGAGCAUCCUGGGCGUCAGAAGGGAGGAGAUGGAGCAGUUGUUUCAUGAUGAUCAGGGCGGUGUUACCAGGUGGAUGACUGGGUGGCUUGGAGGAGGAUCAAAAAGUGUUCCCAACACACCUUUGAGACCAAAUCAGCAAUCUGUGCUUAAUAGUUCUUUUUCAGAACUUUUUGUUAAAUUUCUAGAAACAGAAUCUCAUCCAUCCAUUCCACCACCAAAGCUUUCUGUUCAUAAUAUGAAACCUCUGGAUUCACCAGGAAGAAGAAAACGAGAUACAAAUGCACCAGAAAGUUUUAAAGAUACAGCGGAAUCCAGGUCUGGUAGAAGAACAGAUGUAAAUCCGUUUUUGGCUCCUCGCUCGGCAGCUGUGCCUCUUAUUAACCCAGCUGGACUUGGACCGGGUGGGCCCGGGCACCUUCUUCUCAAACCCAUCUCAGAUGUUUUGCCCACAUUUACACCUUUACCAGCGUUGCCUGACAGCAGCGCUGGGGUUGUGCUGAAAGACCUUUUAAAGCAAUAGAUGAUUCUCAGCCAGAGACAAUCUAGCACUUUAAAGAAACCAUGAACACUAUAUGUAUGUACUUUAUCACAAAGUGGCCUUUGGGAAAAAGUCAUGUAUUGGUUCACAGUUAUGCUUUCUCUGAAUUUAAUAAAAAUAUUCCUAAUGCUUUUAGAAACUGCAGGUGUCAGGAGCAAGUGUUUGCUAUAUAAUCUGCUUUAUUCCUUUUGAUUUGACCUAAUUUAAGCUAGGAACAUUUAAUUUAUCUAUUACCUUAAUUUACAAAAAUACAGACAGACAAAAGUACUAGUACCUGUAUGGCAGCUUUUUAUUUCCUUCUAUGAUUUCCAAGCUCAUUUAAGCUAGAGAUUGUGGUUUAUCAAGAGAGUUGUUUUUUUUGGUUUUUUUUUUAAUGAAGGAUAAAAAAAUACUAGUAUUGGCUUCUCUGCAUAGUGCCGAAAGUUGAUUUGAAGCAUAUAUUGAUCAUCUUUAGAGGACUUUGUGGAGACAGGCCAACAAGAUUGUCACUGGAAGGUGAUAGGUACCCUGAGGUGAAGUAUGUAUUUGGUCCUGUGCAAUAUUAUCAUGUGUGUAGAUUCUUUUUUUGUUUGUUUUAAAUAGAGAUGGGGUCUCACUAUGUCGCCAGGCUGCCCUCGAACUCCUGGGCUUGAGUGAUCCUCCCACCUCGGCCUCUCAAAGUGCUGGGAUUACAGGCAUGAGCCACUGCACCUGGCCCUGUGUGUAGAUUCAUGUGACUACCACCACAGGCAAGACACAGAAGACUUCCAUUACAAGCAUCCCCCAUGUUGCCCUGUCAUAAUCAUUGCCACCUCUCUCCCUGGCCCUCUCUCCUUAAUCCCUGACAACCACCAACUGUUCUCCAUCUCAGUCAUUUUGUUAUUUUGAGAAUGUUAUAUAAAUGGAAUCAGUAUAGAACCUCUUGAGACUGGCUUUUUUUCACUCAGCAUAAUCACCUUGAGAUCCAUCCAAGGUUUUGGAUGUAUCAUUAGUUUGUUCCUUUUUAUUGUUGAGCAUAUAGUGCAGGUAUAUCACUUAGUUUUAGCAGCUAAGCUAUCUGUUUAAAGAUACCAUCUUAAAACUAAAUGUUUCUUUACACAAAUUCAUACAACUUUCAUAUAAGCGUUAAACCAUACAGCUGCGUCUACAUAAGUAUAAUUAGCAAUAUCACUGAGCAUGCCACUUCCUGCCUCCGUCAGCAGUGUUGACAUAUGAGGUACAGCAAUCCGAGAGUCAACUGUUCUCAUCACGGUGGCCACUGAGGGCAGUGAAAUCACUUUGAUAGCACCAGUACCCAGAUGUUUGAAACUUAAAGUAUUUCUUUAAUUUUUCAUAAACCCAUUAUUUAAAAAAAUCCCAACUUGAAACUUAACUGUAUCUGGAUGUUCAUAUUUUUAUUAGUUGUUGAAGUUGUACAUUUAAAAAGAUAUUUCUUGCAAAUUUUGUAAAUUUCUAUAUGCUUUUAAAAUAGAAACAUUUGUAUAACAAGGAAGGAUGAAAAUAAAACAAAUUCAAAUAUGUGAAUAGUCCUGGCUGAGGCCAGAACUGGAUUUGGUUAUUUGCAAGUUUUACUGUGAUUAACUGUACUUUCUAAUGUAUUUGGAAGACAAGAAGUCUUAAUUCCAUGUUGAUGGGUGAAACUUGUUUUUCUGAAAAAUGAAGUAACUGAGAAUGCUGCUUCAGAAUGUCUUGUAUCUCCUUAGAUCACUAAUUUAUAUUGCCAUUCUUUAUUUACUAUACUUUAAAGGAAGUUGUCAUACAAGUUCUAUAUUAGAACUGUCAAACUGCCUCUUCUUGGUUUUUGCCUGUUAUUAUUUCUCUGUGAGUUAUUACUCCUUGGUUUUUAUAUGCUCCUAACAAAGAUACUUUCACUGACUAUCCUACAUUAUUUGCUGCUUGCCAUUGAAGUUUCAUUUCAGUGUGGAGAAAUGAAAUACUACUUUCUAAGCUAAAAAAAAAAGACACAUGGUCCUUUAUUUUUAAGAAAUAGAAUAUGUAAAAAAAUGUUCUCUUUUAAUUUGAAAAAGAGAUGCAUGGUUGGUAUUUAAGUACUAUGUCAUCAUAUUUGAAAUGCCUUUUGUGAUAUUUUUGAGUAUUUCCCUCUCUGACCAAAACAAGUUGUCCCCCUCUCAUCCCAGAAUUUAACAUAAGUUUAAAAGCUGUUGUGGGUGGAUUGCAUAGCUAAACAUCACAGAGCAUGAUAUUAAAUGGUUGCUAUUUAAAUAAGUAUGUGACCUUGUCCUAAAGCUAUAAUACUGGCCGGGCACGGUGGCUCACACCUGUAAUCCCAGAACUUUGGGAGGCCGAGGCGAGUGGAUCACCUGAGGUCAGGAGUUCAAGACCAGCCUGGCCAACAUGGUAAAACCCCAUCUCUACUAAAAAUACAAAAAUUAGCUGGGCAUGGUGGCAGGCACCUGUAAUCGCAGCUACUCUGGAGGCUGAGGCAGGAGAAUCGCUUGACCCUGGGAAGUGGAGGUUGCAGUGAGCCACCACUCCACUGUACUCCAGCCUGAGCGACAGAGCGAGACUCCGUCUCAAAAAAAAAAAAAACAAAAAAAAAACUGCAGUACCUAAUGUUUUCAUUGUGCCAUUGAAACUAUAGCUGACUGGUAUGUAUACUAAGUGUUCGUUGAUCGAAACCAGAUAUAAGUCAUCGAGUUUUCUGAAACUUAGUUGUGUCAGAGAUGAACCACCUGCUCACUGAACCGUCUUAGUAACCAGACAGUGAUGAAGCAUAUAAUUCUAAUGUUGGCACAGGACAUUGCUAACAGUGCGUUUAACUGCAAUAUUUUAACUACAGUAAUUUUUCUGUUUAUUUCUCUAUUCACUCAGUAGAAUUUGUGGUUGAAUUCCACCUUCGCUGCCAUAGAUUUUUUUACCACAUUCCUAAUGGUUUUCAACCUCUAUACUGUAGUAGAAAAUUCAUCCAACUACUGAAUUUAGUUUUAGCAUAAUACUGGAUCAAAUUGUUUGAAUUUUCAUUCCUGUCAUUUUUGAUUUUUAAAAAAUGAAACAAAACUAAGCAACAAAACCGUAGGAAAAAAGGAAUGGCUUCUUUCCAACUAGCCAAUUAAAACAUCCAAUAUCUCCCCAAAUAAAGCGUUAGGUUUCUUUUAACCUCUUAAUGGUUCAUUGAAAAGAGUACAGAAACUAUCAAAAUAUUUAUCCAAUCAAUGGGGGAAGAGCUGUGUCUUCAGGGACAGGAGAGUGAUGAGCAUUUUUUAGGAUACACUAUUAUGUGUCACACUUAAAAGCAUUUGAACCUGAUUUUUAAAGACAAUGAAGUUUUCCACAUAUCGAAGUAUUUAAAACAUCUUCCAUCCACAAAAAUUUAUCUUUAAGUUUUGUAAAUAUCAAGUAGGUAUAGAUGAUAUUUAUUUUAUAUAUUCCUAUGGAAAAAAAUGCUGCUUUAAUGUUCUGAUAUUUGUGAUUAUUUGCCAGUCUUUACUUUUUAAUUUAUUAAAAAGUUAAAUACUUAUUAAGGUUUCUCUAUGUAAAACAACUUAAAUUGUCUUUUGAUUUUUAGGGAAAUAUCUAAAUGUGGGAAAUUUCCAACACAACCUUAAUAUUAGGUUGUGUUAUUUAUAGAGCUAAAGUUAAUGCAUUUUUGAAUUUCUCAGGAGCACUGCAAGGCAAAAAAAAUACUCCAAAUAAAAAUGAUAUAUGUAAGUUGGCAAUGUCUUCAUUCACAAUAAAAAAAUUUUUAGCAAA